Molecule: messenger RNA, 778 nt
Organism: Notodromas monacha
Lineage: Eukaryota; Metazoa; Arthropoda; Ostracoda; Podocopida; Cyprididae
Source: the annotation of a GenBank genome assembly
UUUGCAAAGAAUCCAUGACAAGGAGCCAUUUUUGGGUGGUUUGAGGAGUGAUUCUGUCAUGAACGGGCUUCUGUUUAUUUUGUCCGUCGCGGGUCUCGCGAAAGCUGCUCCAUCUGAACUGCAUCCUUUGUCUGAUGAAUUCAUCGACUUGAUCAACUCCAAGAAUUCAACAUGGAAGGCUGGACGAAACUUCCAUCCGGCGUAUCCAAUGCAAGUGAUCAAAGGUAUGUUAGGAGUUGCAGAAGGAGCGGAAAAGCAUCUUCCCGAAAAGCGCAACUUCGUUAUGGAAGCAGGUGCUCCGUUGCCUGAGGAGUUUGACUCCAGGGACGCAUGGCCUAAUUGCCCGACCAUUCGUGAAAUCCGUGAUCAGGGCUCUUGUGGGUCCUGUUGGGCCUUCGGUGCUGUUGAAGCCAUGUCAGAUCGUUGGUGCAUUCACUCGGACGGUAAAGAGCACUUCCGGUUUUCCGCGGAAGAUUUGGUGUCUUGCUGUCACCUUUGCGGUUUUGGAUGUAACGGAGGCUUCCCUGGUGCAGCGUGGGGCUACUGGGUUCGUACGGGUAUCGUGAGCGGUGGGAGUUUUGGCUCCAAUCAGGGCUGUAGGCCGUACGAGAUCUCUCCGUGUGAGCAUCACUCCAGUGGCUCUCGUCCGAAUUGCACUGAAGGUGGCUCGACUCCGAAGUGUGCCAAAACUUGUGAGGACAACUACAAAAACUCAUACAAGACUGAUCUGAAACACGAAGAGAUUUAUUUUGGAAAGGUUAGUACGUUAUACCAAUGA